GGUGUUGGUCAGUGUUGGUGCUGCAUCGGUAACCUUAGAUUUCAAGUAUCUUUUGUCAACAACUUUGUAUGUCUCGUUGCAAGUUAUUCUCAAUUUCAAUCAAUUUCGAUGUAUGAAACGAAUAAAAGAGAGAGUACCUUCGUAGAGAUUUAUGAGCUCUGAGAGUCGAGAAGAAGCCGAGAAAUUGAAAAUUAAAUGUCAGAGAGAUCGUACUGAAAGUCUAGUUGAUCCUCUGAUUCGAAUUGAUUCAUUCAAUUAUGAUAGCCAUGGAUUUGUUGUUCGGAAUACAAAUAAAUUCUGAGAUUGUCAUGCCGAUUACAUUGAGUGGCGUGAACCUGAAGACGAAAGUAGAAACGCUGAAGCAAGAAGCCGCGAAAAGGUGGAAUCUGCCCAAGGAUUCAUUUGAAUUUAUUUAUUAUGGGCUUAUACUUGAGGAUGAUGCAACAGUGGAAUCUAUUGGAUUGAAGAAUGGAUCAAUGGUGCAUGCAUUAAAGAAAAAAGAAUCAGAGUCAUCAAUAUUGAAUAAACAUAUAUCAGAAGAUUGCAUAUUACAAUUGGCAUCUGCAUUUAAAUCUUUCAAUGAGACCCCUGCAUUUAGAAAUGCUUUGCAUCGUUUAAGCAAAAGACCAGAGGUGAUAGAUAAUAUUAUUUCAUCCUCUCCUGGAUUGCACGAAGAUGCAGUCGCCAUUGCCAUGUUGCAGGAUCCUGAAUUAAUGGCGCAUUUCAUAGAUGUUGAUACUGUUAGAAGAAUAGCACAGUUGCAUCCAGUGUUAAUUGAGGCAGCACAGAACAUCGCAGCAGCCGUGCACGAGGAAGCGCACAACGCGGCCUCCAGCGGCUCCUCCAGCAGUUCAGUGACCAGUUCACAGCCUACUACUGCACGUUCCUAUAGCGUGGAUAGCAUGAGCCUUGAGGAGGAAAUGGCGCGCGAUAUUGCCCACUUUUUCGCCACGCAGCCUAUAAAUGACAGUAAUCUACGUUUUCCUAAUGUGUCGCCGGCUACGAAUUCGCAGGCAUCGCAGCGACUGGAUAAUUUGCCAUCCUCCACAUCCGACGGUGUCAAUCAACCUGCAACUGACAAUCAGAGCACCGGCGUGAUCACGCCACAAAUGUUCAUGGAAGCUAUGAGACAAGCCGCAUUGGCGACCAAUUCAAAUCCGCAGCAGCCAGUCGCGUCACCGGCGACCUCCUUGUCGCCAGUAUUACCGCUAUUCUCACCACCAAUUAAUGAUCUACAGCGGCAGUUGGCACAGAUGCAUGAGAUGGGUCUUCAAGACGACACGAUAAAUGUUCAGGCAUUGCAGUUUACCAAUGGUGACGUGCAAGCAGCCAUCGAACUUGUGUUUAGUGGUUUCUAUGAUAAUUAAUGGAUUAGAAACGAUGAGACGAGGUAAUAUAAGUGAUUGCAGUAUUUGUACAAAUGUUUCAGAAAAUAGUGUUUUCCAGAUGAGUCAGCCUGAAUAUCCACGACACAUGUUCUCAAUUUGUAACAUACGUUGAUGCUGAGUAUUACUGAGUCAUACAGAAUGUGUUCAAGAUGUGAAAUUUACUGUUUGAGGGGGACUUUUUUUAUAUGAUU
Messenger RNA from Atta colombica, 1579 nucleotides. RefSeq names its product ubiquitin-like protein 7. Gene Ontology annotation, molecular function: polyubiquitin modification-dependent protein binding. Gene Ontology annotation, cellular component: cytosol. The record is from RefSeq and is a predicted model, not a curated record. NCBI's taxonomy places the organism in Eukaryota, Metazoa, Arthropoda, Insecta, Hymenoptera, Formicidae. The transcript has 4 exons. Gene Ontology annotation, biological process: ubiquitin-dependent protein catabolic process. Bases 258 to 1367 code for a protein of 369 amino acids.